AUGGCCUGUCCACUGAUUAUCAAUAAGAAUUCUGUUAAGUCUUUGACUGCUUGGUGGCUUUCCAACGAAUCGUCUUUAAAUUAUGUGGGACUCACCCCAAAGAGUGGGCGUGGAAAGGUAUACAUUGAUAUGCACAGUCCAGGUAUAAUUGUUGGAAUGCCAUUUGUGGAUGCUAUUUUGAAAGAGAGUAGUUGUGAAAUUGAGUGGCAUGUGUGCGAAGGUCAAGUAGUGAAAACAUGCCCAACAAGGGUGGCUACGGUUACUGGAGCGAACGAAGAUAUAUUCUUUUGCGAAAACCUAGUGCUCUCAGUUCUGUCCAGAGCCAGUGGCAUAGCAUCUCUGGCAAGCAGAAUCCAGUCAGUUUUACAUGAGAUUUCAUGGCCUGGGACCAUGUAUAUGCCUGACAGGAGGACUCCAGGCUUUGGUCUCGUUGAGGAGUAUGCGAUGAUGACGUCAGGAGUUUCGGAAAGAAGACCAUCUGUUAGUGUUCGGUGUCAAGACACGAGUUCUGAAAACCUUAAAACAGCUAUAGACAAAGUUCGUUCCAGAGUUGGUUCCAUUCCAGUUCAUGUAGCUUGUUCCAAACUGAAUGAAGCUCUUUUGGCCGCUGGAGCUGGAGCAGAUAUUUUGCUUACUGGUUUAGAUGAUAAGGAAGUUUUAGAGAUCGCGACGCAAGUGAAGGGGAAAUAUCCUAAGGUUCAGGUAAUAGUGAGUGGUGUUUUCGACGAAUCGGAUAUCAGAUUGUGUGCAUCGCGCCACGUGGAUCUUUUGACUUCCUUAAAACUGUGCAACGGAUAUACCUGCAUUGACUUCCAGAUGACAUACGUGGAGGGUACACCAACUAAGGAAAUACAUCCGGGAGACUGUGCAGUUCUGCCAGAUGAAACUGAAUCGCCUACUCCUCCAAAACCAAAAUCACCAGGCCCCCAACCCACUGAGGAAGUGGAUAGCUCGAUAUCUGCGCCACUAAAGAAGUCUCGCUUAGUCGUUGACGAGGGGAAUAUCCCUAAGUCAACUAAGCUCAAUGGUACUCCAACCCGCAAUACCAAUCCAACGGCAUCAGAUGCGAAUUGGUCCAAUGCAGCUAGUGCACAAAAUCAGAAGCGUUCUCAGCGAGUCCUUCGACAUCCUCAGUACACACCCCCACAAAGAACAAAUGUUCCACGAUCGCAAUCGCCCAGUGGCUUGCAGUUUUUCAAUAUGGCGAACCCACGGCUCAUACCCCCAACGUCCGCAGCUUCAAGAACGCCGGCUAUGCUGUUACAAUCAGGACUAAACCUUAAUAAUCAAAUAUCAGGAGUAUUACAUCCGCCUAACAACCAACAAAGUGUCGGCAUGCGCUUCCCCAUUGUGGCACCACAAUUACAACAACCUCCACAGUCAAUGUCACAGCGUAUGCCGACAAACCCGACAAAUCCACCAUGUCAUAACGCCCAACCUCAAAAUUGGCAAAUGAAUCAAGGUGGAGCUAGUGGACAUCCAAUGGGUGGAUUGAAUUUAGGAAUGCGUGUGGGUAAUCCAGGAGGACAAAAUAUGAACACCUGUCGAUCAUGUGGAACGCCGAAUCCUGCUUCAAUGCCCUUUUGUCGAAACUGUCGUGCUGGUCUUCGCUAA
Trichobilharzia regenti is the source of this 1614-nucleotide messenger RNA. Lineage: Eukaryota; Metazoa; Platyhelminthes; Trematoda; Strigeidida; Schistosomatidae. The record is from the annotation of a GenBank genome assembly.